AUGAACCCGGAUCGGAUCCGGGAAGAUAUAUAUAUAGAUCCACAAAGGUCCAGGGACCAAGGUAGCGGUUUGUGGGUAGCAUCGACUUUUGAGAGCGCCCAUUAUGAGCUCCUAUCAUCCUCCAUCAUCAAACGGAAUGUUAGCAGGAAGGAAUUAUGGAUUCAUCGGGUAAUCCAAGCAGAGGUCCGAACAGGCAUGGACGCCCAACAGUGCUACCAAACCUUUAAAGAGGAUCUGUAUCUCCUUUCAGAGAUCUGGCCUCCGGGUGAUCUUUGCAGGCAGGCAAGGGAGCGUUGGGCAUUGUGCGAAGAUUUAUUCCCGCACCUAGAACAGCUUUACCAAAUCUACAUUGAGUACUCUCAAGCCUGGGCAAGAUUUCCGGUAGAUCCGGCGUUUCCCAUCCUUUUAAAUGAGGCCGCAGUCUACCUCCACGAGCGAGGCUUCUCCCACGAAGGGAAAGCAUACUUGACAUUGGCGCUUGACUUGUGCGGCCGAGAUAAUAUCCUCCAAGAACCUCUAGUCAGCGAUAUGCAUCUUACUAUGGGUGCCCUGUCAAAUGAGACGAAUGACGCCCAGUCAUGCCUAGAACACAAUAUUAUUUGUCUUACACGACGUAAGGCUGAAGCAGGGAAGAACAAUAAGCCAGAUCUAAGGUUUGCCUUUGCUCAUAGCCAGCUUGGUAUCGCAUACAUGAUGAUCGGAAAGUUUGCUCUCGCCACGGAAUAUUUCAAACAAUGCAUCGAGAUGAUUAAGGGGCUUGAUGUGGACGUGGACGAAUUUGGUUUCCCCGUUUGCAACCUCGGAUUAGCAUACUGGGUUCAAAGAGAACUCGAUGCUGCGGACGAGACCCUGACAGACCUAUUGAUGCAGCGCGAGAAGAGGCAUGGAAAGUUAGACAGAGUUUCUUACAAAACGGGCAGGGUUCUUCAGGCCCUUGGAAAUGUAAAGAACAGCAAAGCCGCGCGACUCGCAGCGGAUGGAAAUCAUGAAAGCGCCAAGAGACUCUGGGAUGAGGCAUUCAACAUACACUCAGAAUGCCUCAAACAGUAUGAGUCAACUUUGGGAAAAUCCAACCAUCGGACAGCGGACGCUUGCCACAAGCUAGCUGAACAUCAUAUUCGAUACAAGCAACACGACUUAGCACAGGAUUACCUUGAUCGGGCUAUGAGUAUCUGGGGCGAUCGGCAAUGGUUUAGAAAUGAGUCAGCCCGCUCAUCGUUCCUCAGAGGUGUUCAUCUCCUGUCAAUGGGUGGCGAAGAGAACAAAAAGAAAGGAAAGUGGUGGGUAGAGCGGGCAAAACUACUUCGGAAACAGAUACUCCCAGAUGAAAGGCCAAGAGAGCUGCGAACUGUAGACUUCGAUAAUCUUGUUUGCUUUUGGUCGGUCUGA
Molecule: messenger RNA, 1389 nt
Organism: Blastomyces dermatitidis ER-3
Lineage: Eukaryota; Fungi; Ascomycota; Eurotiomycetes; Onygenales; Ajellomycetaceae
Exons: 4
Coding region: 1-1389 (462 amino acids)
Molecular function (GO): protein binding
Source: RefSeq, a predicted model, not a curated record